AUGGAUGGUUAUCAUCUGCACAGCAUGUCCGCUACUCAAUCUUAACCUCAUAACUUGCACAUAGGGACUCUCACAUCAUGACCAAUGUGCUUCCAGCAGAAGAUAACAUAAGUUUAACCAUUUUUCCUGAGAACUGUCCCAACUGCACUGCCAUACCUGCGUUUGACAUAGACAUCACUAAGACACUGGCUCUGGGCCUGGUGCUGAUGCUCUUUAUAAUAUUCGGUGUGAUGGGCAACAUCCUAGUCAUCCUCUCCGUGGUGUGCCAUCACCAUCUCCGUUCCGUGACGCAUUAUUUUAUCGCCAAUCUGGCCGUUGCAGAUCUACUUCUGAGCUCCAUGGUGCUCCCGUUUUCCGCCGCAUCUGAAGCCUUGGGCCGUUGGGUGUUCGGCCAUCAUUUAUGUAACGCCUGGACUGCACUUGACGUGCUAUGCUGCACGGCAUCCAUCCUCAGUCUCUGCGUGAUCUCUGUGGAUCGCUUCAUGGCCGUCAGUUACCCGCUGCGGUACCCUUCCAUGGCUACAGGUCAAAGGGCACUGGCGGCAGUGGUGGCUCUAUGGGCUCUUUCGGCUGCCAUCUCCGUCGGCCCGCUGUUCGGAUGGAGGGAGCCCAUGCCGGAGGACGAGUCGGUGUGCAGAGUGAAUGAAGAGCCGGGAUAUGCCAUCUUCUCCGCUGCAUGCUCCUUCUACGUGCCGUUGACGGUGAUUUUGGUCAUGUACUGCAGAGUGUAUGUGGUGGCCCGGCAAAAGACUCAUUCCAUGAGGAAGGGCUGGCAGACGAAUGGGUCAAAUGAGCACGGAGUGACCCUGCGGAUCCACUGUCGCAACGCCCAGCAUGCCACCGGGAAGGAGAAAGCAGUACACUCGAAGAACUCGCGCUUCGCCUUCAUGCGUCUGCUUAAGUUCUCCCAGGAAAAGAAGGCGGCCAAGACUCUGGGGAUUGUGGUGGGAUGUUUUGUACUCUGCUGGCUGCCUUUUUUCCUAGUGCUGCCCAUAAGCUCCAUCUUCCCAUCCCAUAGACCCCCGGACACUGUCUUCAAAAUUACUUUCUGGCUUGGCUACUUAAAUAGCUGCCUCAACCCCAUCAUCUACCCGUGCUUCAGUCAGGAGUUCAAGAAGGCCUUCCAGAACAUUCUCCGUGGCCACUGCCUCAGCAGAACACACAGGAUCUGGAGCCCUCCGGCCUCUGCUCGGGACCCUAUGCAUUGCCCCAAAUCUCCACAGGGUUUCCCAUCUACAUCUACUGACUCCUGGAGGCCUACUAAUGCAUCACCUACCGCGAAUAAGAACUCAUUUACUGCACAUAGCAACAGUGCUCUGAAUGCACCUGAAACAUCUCUGACAAUGAAAGUUCAUCAGGUUUCCAUAUGCAAGAUGGACGGUGAGGCUGUAUGA
This is a messenger RNA of Sinocyclocheilus anshuiensis, 1394 nucleotides long. Its product is annotated as alpha-1A adrenergic receptor-like. Gene Ontology annotation, biological process: positive regulation of cytosolic calcium ion concentration; adenylate cyclase-activating adrenergic receptor signaling pathway; phospholipase C-activating G protein-coupled receptor signaling pathway. The coding region runs from base 78 to 1394 and encodes 438 amino acids. Gene Ontology annotation, molecular function: alpha1-adrenergic receptor activity. The transcript has 2 exons. NCBI's taxonomy places the organism in Eukaryota, Metazoa, Chordata, Actinopteri, Cypriniformes, Cyprinidae. The record is from RefSeq and is a predicted model, not a curated record. Gene Ontology annotation, cellular component: plasma membrane.